Messenger RNA from Protopolystoma xenopodis, 264 nucleotides. NCBI's taxonomy places the organism in Eukaryota, Metazoa, Platyhelminthes, Monogenea, Polystomatidea, Polystomatidae. The record is from the annotation of a GenBank genome assembly.
AUGUUCGAGCAUCUCGGCCAUGCUAUACUGAGUUCCGGAGGCGAGAAGAUGUCCUGCCUCAGGGUUCAACCACCUCUGGAGAUUGUUGUCGAGAUUAGCCACGAAGGCGAGUCAACAGCAUCACUUCUUAUUCCGGCCAAUUUCUACAAUGGCACAACAGGAAAGUCUGCUACAAAGCAUGCAUUGUCGGACGGACUUUCAUUUCGUAUGCAAGCGCAUGAAGAAGAGAUUGGUUGGUUGAUCCCACCAGAUGAGGACGGAUGA